Coregonus clupeaformis (lake whitefish) is the source of this 10199-nucleotide messenger RNA. RefSeq names its product mitogen-activated protein kinase kinase kinase 11. The record is from RefSeq and is a predicted model, not a curated record. Gene Ontology annotation, biological process: protein phosphorylation; positive regulation of apoptotic process; microtubule-based process. Lineage: Eukaryota; Metazoa; Chordata; Actinopteri; Salmoniformes; Salmonidae. The coding region runs from base 1154 to 4417 and encodes 1087 amino acids. Gene Ontology annotation, cellular component: centrosome. Gene Ontology annotation, molecular function: JUN kinase kinase kinase activity; ATP binding; protein binding. The transcript has 10 exons.
CGUAGAGUGGUUCGAGAACGGGACGAGGGAAGACUGCUAAAGGAAGUGGGGACAUGAUAACAAUAAUGCAUCUAUCACGACGCUUUUUGGACAUCGAUAAUAACAACGAGCUGGUCGGAGCUUGGCACUAAAGUAUCGUUACGCACGACGGACAAUACAUUAUUUGUUUUCGGUGUGCGGUUCUCUUUAAAAAGUAGACUCAUAAGCAGGAUCGUACAGUUCUUCCUGUUGGGAACUCGGUGGAUAUAAAGUUCUUAUUGAAUAUACAGAUUUGUACAAUUGAGACAUUGUAUAUCACCAUCGGGCGAGACAGCAAAUAUGGAUACAGUUGGGCAAACGGAUGUGAGAAUAGUUGACAGAACGCAAAGAAGUUUCGGCCAGACACCGUUGUUCGUGAUGUGGGUUUAGGGCGAGUUGGUCAGCUUUGAAAUUUGCGGUAAAGCACGGGGUUCGCAGGACUGAAUGCUUAUUUCCUGCUAUUCUUCUCUUCUUUUCAGCGCUUCCUGCUUAUGAUAGCCACGGCACUUAAUGGCUAAAAAUACAGAAAACUCUAAAUGGACAACUAAAUGAAGUUGAGCUCCUUCUUUGAGGUUAUUAUUGUCCAAUGGUCUGGAUAUUUUACAACCACCUGAUGCUAAUUUUAGUGACUGAUCCAUCCAGUUCUCUGCACAGUCUUGGUUUUGCUAUAAUGGAAUAAGUUCCCCUUUAUUUCAAAUCUCAAUCUCAGCACAUAAUCAUUGGUUAAUAUGUGAGUAUGUGUGAUAUAAUAAUUGAGUAAUUAAGUGAGCUAUGUGCUCAAACCACGCAUUGAGACACCACAUCAGUCAAGUAGAAACUUGCUUUAUGGAGACAAUUCUGCCAUUUUACAAAUUGGAACAAUUGGCAGAACUGGUCACAUCCAUGGCCUUUGUUUGAUCAUUACCAGCUCCAAUGGAAACAAGCAGUCCAUGACGAGUCGCAUGAGAGGCACUUUUUAUCCUGUUAUCUUUGAACACUGUUGUGUUCCUGUUGGCCAGGCCUUUGAACACAUUUCACUGGUCCCUGAUGAACCAACUAGACACAGAGGAAAGGGAGAGAGGCGCAAUAAAGUACUUUAUUUUAAAAAUCGUACAGAAUCAAACCUAGUGUCUGAACAUCUGCUCCUUGUGGCUCCAUGGAGCCACUGAAGACCAUUUUUAGCCGCGGCCCACUGUUGAACUGGAAAGGUUUGGAUCAAUCGCAAAAAGGAAACUUCACCAAUCCUGUGUGGACAGCUUUAUUCGACUAUGAGGCGUCCGGUAAAGACGAGCUCACCCUCCACAAAGGUGACCUGGUGGAAGUUCUGUCACUGGACUCCGAGAUAUCCGGUGACGAGGGCUGGUGGGCGGGCAAGGUCAACAACAAAGUGGGUAUCUUUCCCUCAAACUACGUGUCCUUCAAGCCUCCUUCAUAUGGGAAACUGCAGGGCAGUGGAGUCGGGGAGCUUGGGCCAGCCGUGGUGGGGGUGGGGGAGUUCGAACCCGAGGCUGUGGAUUUCAGGGAACUGAGCCUCGAGGAGGUCAUUGGGGUCGGAGGCUUCGGCAAGGUGUAUCGCGGUACAUGGAGAGGUGGACUGGUGGCCGUGAAGGCGGCCCGCCAGGACCCGGAUGAGGACAUCAGUGUGACGGCCCAGAACGUGCGCCAGGAGGCUCGGCUGUUUGCCAUGCUCACUCACCCCAACAUCAUCGCUCUCAAAGGGGUUUGCUUACGGGAACCCAAUUUGUGCCUCAUCAUGGAGUACGCAUCCGGUGGCGCACUGAGCCGAGCAUUGGCCGGACGCCGCAUCCCGCCGCACGUCCUGGUCAACUGGGCGGUGCAGAUCGCCAGGGGCAUGCUCUACCUGCACACGGAGGCCAUUGUUCCUGUCAUCCACCGUGACCUUAAGUCUAACAACAUCCUCCUGGCCCAGCCGAUGGAGAAUGAUUGUAUGGAAGGGAUAACCUUGAAGAUCACAGACUUUGGCCUGGCACGGGAGUGGCACAAUACCACCAAGAUGAGCACGGCGGGCACCUAUGCCUGGAUGGCACCGGAGGUCAUCAAGUCCUCCACCUUCUCCAAGGGCAGCGACGUCUGGAGCUAUGGUGUUCUUCUGUGGGAGUUGCUGACAGGAGAGGUUCCCUACAGGGGCAUAGAUGGUUUGGCUGUGGCCUACGGAGUGGCUGUCAACAAACUCACCCUCCCCAUCCCCUCCACCUGCCCAGAACCCUUCGCCAUGCUCAUGGCAGAGUGCUGGGAUCAGGACCCACACCACAGGCCCAACUUUGCCUCCAUCUUGGUUCAGCUGACGGCUCUGGAGAGGCAGGUGGUGGAGGAGAUGCCUCAGGACUCCUUUCAUUCCCUACAGGAGGACUGGAAACUGGAGAUCCAGGACAUGUUUGAUGAGCUCAGGGCCAAGGAGAAGGAGCUGCGUUGCCGCGAGGAGGAGCUGAAGCGUGCGGCGGUGGAGCAGAAGUCCCACGAGGAGUUCCUGAGGCAGAGGGAGCAGCAGCUGGCCCAGUGGGAACAGGACGUGUUUGAGAGGGAGCUCAGUCUGCUCAUCCUGCACAUGAACAACCAGGAGAAGCCCAACGUCAAGAAGAGGAAGGGAACGUUCAAGAAGCACAAGCUCAAGGGCAGCAAGAACGGAGAGAAGAUCAGCAUGCCCCAAGACUUCAUCCACAAGAUCACAGUGCAGGCGUCUCCGGGGCUGGAGAAGAGACGCAAUUCUCCUGAUCUGGGCUCCGGCAACUCUCCCUCCUUAGGCCCACGCUUCCGAGCAAUCCAACUGAGCCCCAGUGAGAACAACAGGGCAUUUGGUCUGAGCUCUAUGUGGCCCUUGGAGGCCCCUCCACACAACAAGCAGGCUAACGGGGACCGGCUGGGCCCUCACUGGAGGCCCCAGAGCCCAAAGAGCCCCAAGAGCCCCAAAGUCCUGCGCUUAAGCCCUCAGGAGAGCAGUCUUUCAAUGAGAGCCAAGCUCCUGGAAAUGGACAGCAAUGAGAACGUAGACUCCAAGGAUGACUUUGAGGAGUACAGACCCUCCACGCCACAGCCUGCCCAAAACGGCUCCUCAGUGAAGGAGCCCCCCAGGCCUUCUCUACCUCAUGGGGACUCGGGCAGCGAGGAGGGGCUGGAGGGGGGUUCCCCGGCCGGUUCCCCCAGGCCCGAGCACCGUUCCCUGGGAGGCCUUCUGAGGAGCACCCACCGGGCCCUACUGGGAGGAGGCUCUCUCCUAGCCUCAGUGGCCCUGGGACGACACCUGGACGUGCCCCACAUCCCCCCCAGGGUGCCCCCCCGGACUAACCCCCAGCCUCUGGACCACCACCACCCCCCGCAGGAGGUCAACAUCACGGCCCCCAAAGUCCUCUCCUCCUCGGACCCCCCUGUGGUGGAUGAUCUUAUAACCUUCUCCAGCUCGGAGCCCCUACACCGGCCCCUCUUUGACUUUCCCUGCGCCCUGCACGCCCCUGAGGUGAAACCCCUGCCCCUCACGCCGCCUCCCCCUCACCCCCGGGAAAGGGCCUGCCACAGGCACGCCCAGGCCCCCCGGAGCCCCCAUCACCAGACCCAGGGACAGGCCAGCCCAGGGGAGUGGAUCUGCCACAGGCAUGCCCAGAGUCCCCACACCCCCCAGAGUCCCCAGCAGCAGAUCCAGGUCCAGGGCCAAGCUAGCCCAGCGGAGUGGGCCCCUUCCCCCCACCACACCAACGGGGUGCCUGGUUGUGACGCCUGGGGCUAUGGGGCGGACAGGAGGAGGAGGUCCAGCCAAAGCCUGCUCUCCGCCUCUCAGCUAGACCUCCCCCUUUGCCAGGACAGUCUGGAGUCAGAAGACGACAAGCCCUCUGCGGCCCCCUUCUCCCUGUUCCCUGACCCUCGCCUCUGGAGCCCUAAAACACGGCGCCUGGAGGUCAACGUCAUCCCGCGCCCGCGCCCCUCCCCCAUCCGACCACGCAUUGACCCAUGGAGCUUCAUCUCAGCCGGGGGCGGUGGCGGGGGGUAUGGUAGUGCCCACGGGCCACGGCGGUCAGACAGCCACCUGCUGGGGUACCAGCCUUCGCCCACUAACCCCUUCACGAACUGUGACCCCUUCCCCUCCCCGGACUGUGACCCGUUCUCCCUGAGGGCCUACCCAUCGUCAGGCACCACGCCCGACACACCAUUGCCCUUUGACCCCUUCUCUGCACCGUUUCCCACCUCCCGCUCAGCGCCCUGCUCCACCAACGGGUCCCCGACCCUGCCCACGUUCCGGGUAGCACCCCUGAACCCGGCCGACUCACCGCUCAUCGACCUGGGCUGGGCUGCUGCAUGCGGGGUCGGGGUCAAGCCCCUGGAUGUCACCAAAGAGAAGAUGCGACCCAGGAAGACUCUAGGACUCAAGCCCUUCAAGUCCCCCACGCAACUCAGAGACGAUCGCUUCUAAACUAAACCCCCAAACCCUACUCUGACCUCCCAGAGAGCCGGAACUUGCCUUCCUCAUAAGAGUUUUUACCCCCCCCUCCCCACAAGGAUUUUGAGUCCUUUUCAAAACAAAAAUGCACAUGACCCCUAUCUCCGCCCACCUUUAGGGGAAUUGGCCUGUGUGGGAACUGGGGUGCCCAAACAGUGGAGUGGUUUCCACUCCAUGUUGCCUUAGAAACCAACCAGGAAGCUAAUCUGGCUAGCCAUCUAGCCCAGUGACAAUGGAUUGUGGGAAUGGGAGCCCUGUGCACAAGAACCAACGUCUGAUGCCCAUUUUAUUCCAAACAAAGGAUUCCUCUCUCUUCGCUCUCGCUCCCUCUCUCUCGUUCUCUCUGGAGAGUCAGAUCAGUGAGCAUCUCCAGACUCAAUCAGACGCCUCCCUAUCUCCCCCACUAUUUUCUCUCACUACUUUUGAAGUGUCUGGAAACAACAGUGGCUCACCCUCUAUAAGCAGAGUUGUCUCUCAAGCAUUUGACUCUCUUUGCAAUAGACUGUGGUGGGUCAACGUGAGAGAGAACUCCAAGUAUAGCUACAGAGGAGCCAUAUCAUCCAUCGAAAUUCUCUGGAUAUUAAAGCCAAACAAACCCAGGACCCAGGCAUUCCACUAGGAAGCAGAUAACAUUCCAAUAACAUUCUGACGACAUUCACAGAAUGCGAUUGAUUUAUUUGGCAGGUCGGCAGGCGACAAAGCAUCAGAAGACGAGGGGCACAUUCCGUUCAUGUGCCAAAGAAUGCGACUGCUUCUGCCCACAUUUUUAUACAUGUCCUUCCCUACAGUACAGCAUAGUGGUAUGACCCAUAACCCUAGCCCCUCACACAUCUUUCCAGUAUUAUGUACCAGGAUGUCUGGUAAAUUUGAUUGGAUGGAAUCCAGGAAGUGACUAAUUGGCAUGUUAGGAGGUACGCUACAGUAUAAUUGGGUUGAGAUAACCCCCCCUCACAAAAGCCAUGUCAUUGGAAUACAUUGGCUGUUCCAUUCUAGGGGAAGAGAAUCGACCCACGUGGCAAGCUUUGUGAUUAGUCUUAAUAACUGUGCUGACGAACCGGGUGAUAAUAUUAAUUAGGGUUGCGAUAAAGACAGGGUUAAUUGAAUGAAAAUGGAGAUAUGCCUAAUUAAUUAAAUUUCCUCCAACAUAAAGUUUGUAUUUAAUGAGUCAGGAUCUUAAAAGGGAUUUAAGUGGCACUGUGCGUUUUAGUGGAUUCCAUGGCAGGAGGCCCCUUUAAUGUGAUGUCAGAUAAUACAAAAGCAGGAGUUUUUCCUGAUCAUGUGACCUGACCAGGGGCCCAGAGUUCUUACUUCCUGGUCAGGUCACAUGGUCAAGAACAACUCCUGGCCUUACCUAUCAUUCACAUCCCACUUGUUCUCAGGUCAGGCUAACCGCUCUUCUCUUGAGCCAAAGAGGUCUGUUUUUGGCUCGCGCCAUUGGCUAACAGACUACUAAUUGGACUGCGUCUCAACCUAUAAGGUGCCUCCCCUCUCUACCUCUCCCCCUAUGUGACAUGCACAUAGCUUAGAGACCUAUCAUGUUUAAUCCAGAUCGUCAUUCUUAUUGAGAUUUGUUUGAGAGGCAGAUCUGGUUUAAGACUACAGUAUGUCAUCCCACUUGUCUUCCUCAUCAUUCCAUAUCAGGUAAAAAACAGAAUGUGAGCAUUUACUCCAGUAGCAGUAACAUGCACUAUGGGAUUUCAAUUGAGGUUAACAGAUACCGGCAUUGAGGUAAACCGAUACUGAGUCUAUAAAGACAGUCCAUUGCAACUCUCAAUAGUGAUGUAGUCAUCAUCAAAGGACAAGGAAAUGGGCAAGAAUAUUACAUAUUUUGGAUUAUAAGAGCAUCUUCAAAAAAUAAUUGUAUUCGCAUUCAUCAUAGUAUUACAUAUUGGUAUUUCAAAACGUUCCUUUACAGGUUUGUUUGUAUAUUUGUAAACCUGUGACACUUUGAUUAAGGCUUUAAAACACAAAAUACACCUUUAUUUCCCUGACUUAAGGGUCCUGCUCAACACCCCAUGUGUACGUGCAUGUGCAUCAAAAAAGUAGUGCACUACUGUUGACCAUGUCCCAUAGGGCUUUGGACAAAAGUAGUGCACUAUAUAGAGAAUACGGUUCCAUUUCGGGAUGGAGAAACUGUCAGUAAACAGAAAAUUAAUAUAGAGCUCCUCGGCUCUGGCCCCGUGGCUUUUCCCUCUCCCAUCGCAGUCGUCUAAAGCAGUGACAGGUGUGUUAUUGCUUACAAUACUAAUCCACACAAGACCUGUGCGCUUUAGCCUCGACAAACAAGUCAACAGGUGCUACAUCCUCCCAUCGCCAUUAUGGGGAUUCGUGUCGCAGUUACAGACAACCCCUGUAAUUCCUAUAGCGACAUGAUGAAACAGACUGAUGGUUGCAAUCGUAGCAAGAGUUUUUGGUAUUGCUGCCUGUCUGUCACAUCAAGUGUCAGUCAGUUUGUCUAGGCCCUGGACCUCAUAUCCGACUCAGUUCUUGAAGGUCUUAUCUUUAGACUUUGAUUUCCCUUAGAUCACACGCUGUCAGUCAGUCGGAUGCGUCAAAGUCCUCAAAGGCUAUAGUGUAGUACAACGAUAAUUCAAAGUGUUCUCAAUUUAUGGCCAUCUUAACUGUUGUGAGAUUGUAUGUUUGCCCUAUUAAGGGCAGAGUCACUAUCCACUUAUGUGAUGAUCUUGUGUAGAUCAUAUCAGUUUGACUAUAUUUUAUCAUCUUAGGUCAAGAGUCCGAGAGAUCCGUUUGAGGAGUGUGUUUUGAUCUUGGCAAGCCAUCAGACAAACAGAUACAGUUGAAUCAACCCUUAAUUUUGGAUUCCAUACUACACUGAUCCUGUAGUGAGAUUGAAAAUGGGCAAUUUUCUUGAAGUAACUAGCUGUUAGGAGCUGAACUGACGGUCAUAGAUGAUGACCUUGGGAAUGACCUUUCAGUUGUACAAAAACGUCAUAUUCACUCAUCUAUGGAUAGAAUCAAAUAAACCUCAGGUCCUUGGCCUGUUCUCCUCUUUGUUUCGCUUCAUGGUCUUCUAACCCUGGUCAGGAAGUUUUUGGACAGGAAACUAGAUUCCUCGAACUCUCCUAGAACGCUGUCGGGUCGCGCCGCUGCCCAUCCCUAGAUUGAUGCGGAUGACAUGCGGCGUUCCAAUAAAAAAACUCCUGACGAGUUGUUUGUGACGCAAUGCCCUUUCAGGCACUGCCUCAUCCGUCAUCGGGGAUCAGUGUCCCCAUCCGUGCUGACAGGCCAAAUGAAACAGAACUUUGCAGAGGAGGAGAGGAAGGUAUGCCAAUAGACCAUGUUAUGACUACUUUACUACAAGUACCGGCUUCAUUCAGGCUUACUUUGUCCAUUCAUGUCAAGCUUUGAAGGGUAUCAGUUAUUAACAUAUCCAAAUUACUGAAACUCUUACUUUCAUUUAGCAAAUCGCAUUGGGUCUACAACAUCAAUUGCUUCCUGCCUCGGCCAAGGCCUGCUCUCCGUCGGACGCAGCUCAUUUACCCAGCAUCCUCGCUGCUUACCUGGACUGAAUGAAUCAGAUGUUCAUUCAAAUAAACCUGAUUACAGGAUUCCAUUGCCAUCCUUUUGUACCCAGCUAUUAUCACCAGAGGGGAGAUGAUUUCUCUUCGUGGACCGUAUUAAAUGGCAACACCUGCCCUGUCCCUUUGUUCUGAAUGACGUCAUCAAACAAAAUGAUUAAAGAUUACCUUUACGAACUGUGGGGAGAAAAUGGCUUCUAGGGAGCCAACUACAUGUCUGUGUGAGUCUAGGCCAAUACCAGGUGUAGCCUAGUUCUGAAGCUAGCUCUUAAGUAUAAACAUAAUUUCACAUCUGUUUCAUUCUGAACAGUCAAGGUCACCAAAUGAUAACACUUAACGGGAUAGUUCACCCAUAUUACAAAACGACACAUUGCUUACAGGAUAAGGAAACCAGUCUAUGGACAAGGUAUGACAGCAAUCCAUACUUUGCUUUUAUUUCCCUUGUACAGUUUCCAAAUGCUAACAUUUUAGCAUUUGUGGCACAAAUCCCAUUCAAGUCCUGGUACCAGUAUUAGCAUUUUUCGCACAUCUUGUCUACACCAGCGCUACAGUGGCUACCCAGAAUUCAGUUCAGUUCAUAGAAGUGUGAGGAAAUGAUGCAUGGACCAAUCUGUGCGCUUAUUUAGUUCCAAGGUCUAAACGCGUCUUCUCCGUAGCCAAACUGACUUUAUUAUUGUCCUGUCUGAAUAUGUGUGACUACUCACUGAGAAAGAAAGUAGUUAUGAGCAGUUGACAAAGAUGUGGAAAAGCAGACUGUAAUUGUUUCAUCUAAAGUACUACUUUAUUUUGAAUCAACCCUGUGCCAAAGAGACUUUCCCUGCACACAAAGCAUAUGGAACACAAAGAAUUAGAAUAUCUCUGUUAUGGAACUGUCAAGAAUUUAAGACGUUGAUAGAAAGAGAAGAUUAUCUAGUCAACACUAAUUAGACUGAAUCAGAUCAAUUAAGUAUCUGAUUACUCUUUUCCUUGCCCUGUGCUUAAUUUGAAUAGACCUCAUUACAUGCUAACAAGGUUAAACGUUGCUAUCAGAACCACUAGGCAAAAAAACAACAGUUGCUAUUCAAGGUAUUUGGGGGUAUUUGUAGUGGGUGGUCUAUUUCAGGUGCUGCUUCAAUAAAGUUUGAAUUGAAUUAAAAUUCAUCAAACAACAAGUAGCCUAUAAAAGAGGAUGGUGCAAUUCCCUGGGACUUUGUGGUAGAAUAUGUGGGACUCCCACUCAGAGAAUCACAGUACUGUAUAGCACUCCUUCCUGCUGUGACCGGCUCCCAUCAGCUUACUAUAGAGUUUUAUAAUGGCCCUUUUUUACACACUGGACUGAAAACAUUUUGAAGAGGGCCAGAGACAGAGUCUACAUUAGGAUGCUUGAUUGCUUCAUAUUUUUGGCCGACAUUGUUUUUAAUUGUAUUUUGUAUUUCACUUUAGGUCUUCACUGGAGUAUUUAAGAUAAAAACAGUAUGGGUGCUUCACCAGGGGCGAAUCUUAAAACAUUCCUGCUUCCAAAUUUAACCAAAAUGGUUUUGUAUCACAAAUAUCUCUCUAGACAUCCCAGUAUUUCUUUGUAACAGAAAAUCGAAGACUACUUUUAUAGUAUAGUUUGAUCAUCAUAAAUAUGUUUGACAGAUGUCCUCCUGACAUUGAACAAGAUCCCAAACUGAGAUCCCUUCGAUAGCACCCAUACUGUGCAUAAAACUGCUAUCUACCUAGACAUAGAUGAGGUCUUCAGUUUCACUGAAACAUGUCUUGACAACAGUGGACAUUUUGUGACCUCCUCCCUGUCUUUGUGGAGUAUCUAUUUGCUUUGUGUUUGUUCAACAUUCCUUUCCGAAUCUAUUUUUUUGUUUCAAAAGCAUAGGCUGUCAGUGUUUCCCAACCCUGGAUUUGGGCUAUGUGAUGAAUAUUAUGUUGCAUUGCCUCAAAGCCUGCAAUACAACUUCCAGAUUUGGUUUCUGCUCGUAUGAGCUAAGUUGUUGUUGUUGGGCUUUGAGAUGAUGUUGUCGUUCAUUGCGUUGUGUUGUGUGUUUGUGAAAUCUCGCACUGGGCUGGGCCUAAUCAAAAACUAUUUUGUUGUUGUGCGUCAGAGGCGUGUUUGUGUGUAUAUGUGAGAAUGUGUGUGCUUGUUUAUUUUGUUCUUGACUAUUUUAAUUGGGUUUAACCUGUGAAAAACAAAGGAAAAACUCAAAGAAAACGAGACCAAAUAAAAUGUAACACAACCCUGA